This is a messenger RNA of Caenorhabditis sp. 36 PRJEB53466, 1043 nucleotides long. NCBI's taxonomy places the organism in Eukaryota, Metazoa, Nematoda, Chromadorea, Rhabditida, Rhabditidae. The record is from the annotation of a GenBank genome assembly.
AUGACUCCGUUGCCUCCGCCGUCAUUGGCGCCGCGCGAAGAUCCGUCCGAGUCGCGCAACAUCUUCAUUCUCGGCAUUUGCGUUCUCUUCGGAUGGAUGAUAGUCAUUCUGAUCUGUGCAUCGCCGCAUGUAAGUCGACCUACAAUACUCACAAUCAGAAUCUGAUUCGGAAAAGAGGAAAAUAGUAGUCUUCCCAAACGUUGAAUUGACCAACUUUGAGGGUCCAUUUCAAAGUAACCCGUAGUCCAGUUGGUCCCUAAAGUUGUUUCUGAAAAGUUCAUGUCUAGUACUUAUUUUCUGUAAUUGACACUUUUCUCGUUGGACCUCUCCCUGGAGUACUGUAGCUCUUGGAAGUUAGCGCUGAAAUAAUCGGCAGCAAAGAGCUACAGUACUCCAAAGAGUGGUCCUAGAAAAAAAGUGUCAACUACAAAAACACUCUACUAGAUGUCAACUUUUCACCGAAAAAGUUCUAGACCUAUAGGGUUCGAAACCUCAAAGUUCACUUUCAUGCAAGUUUGCCCAAAAAUGGAGCACCGUUUGCUGCCUAUUUGCUCAGCUGUUCAGCCCAUAAACUUGUCCAGCCAAGAGAUCCGCUUCUCCCUCAUUUUCCGCCUAAAAAUGGCAUUGCAGUUGUUCCGGAACUAUCUCAAAAAGUGGUUCAAACACGACGAGGACCCGGUGACCGAGAAGAUCCGAAAGGUAAAUCCCCGUGGUCGCGCAGUUGGACGACGUUGUUUUUCAGGCGGAAGCACGUCUUCAGGAGACCCUCCGUCUCGCCCAGAAGCCCUCCAACUUCCUCGUCGAUCAGGCGUCCGUCAUGUCGACGAUGGCCAAACGGGCAGAUGUCAUCGUGCCCGAGGUGAGGGGGGUUACUGUAGUUACUAGAAGGAUGCUGUAGACGGGACAGUGUCUCUUUUUCUUACAUUUUUCGAAGCUUUCGCGAAAAUCGUCAAAAAAUAUCAAUUUUUACACGGGUUAUACAUUUGCAGACACGGCUAACUCUGGAUCAAGUGGCCGAGGAGGAUGAAGACGAAAUCUCGUAA